AUGUGGCGGAAGCACCGAGACUUAUUCCUUCAUGAAAUGAUCUGUCUCAAAGGAGGAUGUAGUCAAGCUGGUACUCAGUCUUGCUUGGGAUGUAAUUGUCCCAGCCCGGAGUACCGCUGUGAUGACUGCUUAGGGUCAGAGCUCUAUUGCUCAAGUUGUAUCUUGUUGGCCCAUGUGCGCCACCCACUUCACUGUUUGCAGAAGUGGAAUGGUCAAUACUUCGAGAAAAUAUCACUGAAAACCCUGGGCCUUCACAUCCAGCUUGGCCACACCACUGACGAAAGAUGUCUUAAUCCUCAUCGCGCCUUCAAAGAUGACUUUGUCAUUAUCGACACCCACGGUAUACACAAAGUGUCCCUUGACUUCUGUGAUUGUGCAAUAGCCGAAAGCCAUGUGCAGCAGCUGCUUCGAAUAUCAUGGUUUCCUUCAACAACAUCAGAUCCAAAAACCACUGCAACGUUCCAUGUUCUCGAGCAGUACCACAUACUCUUGUUCGAGUCAAAAGUGUCUAUGUACAAAUUUUAUCACGCGCUCAGGCAGAUGUCCAACAACACUGGCCUACUUCCUGUCAAGAUAAGUGGGACGGCUGAAGGUGAAUGUGCCAUAUUGUGCCCCACAUGCCCACACCCAGGGAAGAACCUGCCAGCUAAUUGGAAAGAUGCCCCUCAACAGUGGUUAUAUGGCCUAUUCCUCAUGAUUGACACAAAUUUCCGAUUAAAAUGCAAGGCUGUCUUGAAUGACAACAUUGACCCAAGCCUGAGUCAGGGCUGGGGUUAUUUUGUGGAGGAAGAAGCUUAUAAAGGCUUCUUGUGUAGCAGCGCAGACAGCAUCCAAGAGGUAAGCUGUUAUUUGGUUUCUGCAGCUGGCAACCUAACAUGGGCAUGUAGAUAUAUUAACAUGGAUUACUUAUUCUUUUCAACACUUUGUCAUACUGUACUUGACACUCUCAACUGGCACAAAAAGUUAUGGAACCGCAUGAGUGCCUUUCCAUUGUCAAUGCACCUCUCACAUGCCAUCAAGACCAUCUCAUUUUUCAUGCCUAAGUUCCACCUACCCGCUCAUAUCGAGCAGUGCCAAACCUCGUUCUCAUUUAAUUUCAAGAGCGGGGUAGGAAGGACCAACGGAGAAGCACCAGAACAUGUCUGGGCUAACAUUAACCCUGUUGCUUCAAACACCCUUGACGACUACUUCGGAGACUCAAACUGGAAAAAAGUAGUUGGACUUGGUGGGUCUAUUUUUCUGGCUAGGGAGGACCAGGUUGACCUUCAAACAGGGACUUACCUUACCCUACACAAGGACUGCACUCCAAGUGUAUUUAUCAGUACUGGUUUAGAACUCGAGGAGCAUCAACGGCAAAUGAAAGCAGACAGAGCUGGUCUCAGAGUCCAUGCGAUGGACAAUCAAGAAGAAAAGAUACUUCAGCAAAGCAACACUCUCCGACAGAGGAUUGAUGCAUGGGUGAAGAUGCAGGAGUUAUAUAUGCCGUUUCUCACUGCACUACGUGUGAGCGAGGGCUCAGUAUCUAACAAUGGGCCCACUGCACCAGAAGCAAUCAAGCUCUGGCUGCCAUCCCAUAUCAGUGGGACCGUGCAUUGUGACACCCAUCUCCAAGUCAUCAAAUGGAAGCUGCGGUAUGGUCAAGCUCACAAUGCACUCCGAUCUCUACAUUCAAACUUACGUGCUCAGACUGCAAUCCUCAAGUAUAAGGACCGGCACCUUCAUGGACAAGGAGCAAACACAUGGGCGCGGAAUACAUUGAAAGCUGUUGAAGUGAGGAUCGAGGCCGCUGCCAGGACUUAUGAGCAUGCACAUAAAUCCCUCGUUGUUCUUGCACCACAAGUGAAUCAGACCCAGUCUGGGUGGCACUCAUCACUGCGGCCACUAGACCGAGCUGACAUCUGCUCAAUGACAGACAUACUAUGGGGAGAAUUGGAGGGAAUGAGAAAGUUGUCAUGGAUCUGGAGUAUAUGGGGAGCAGCUCCGAAUGAGAUGGACAAGGACAAUAUCUUGGAAGAUAUACAAAUAGAAUGGUGUAAAGCUAGGGCAUGGGCGAUGUACUGGGCAGAAGAGGUUGAAUUGUUGAAGGAGGAGAUGCAAAGGAUUCAGCAAUUUUUUGAGUGGGAUGUGCAGCGCUGGGACGAGUGGGGCCUAGGAAAUGCACUACAAGACACAGAUCAACGCGAGGGACAUAUGGCAUAUGCCAAACGUCAAGCCAUUUUAUGUUGA
Molecule: messenger RNA, 2226 nt
Organism: Suillus bovinus
Lineage: Eukaryota; Fungi; Basidiomycota; Agaricomycetes; Boletales; Suillaceae
Exons: 10
Coding region: 1-2226 (741 amino acids)
Source: RefSeq, a predicted model, not a curated record